Molecule: messenger RNA, 927 nt
Organism: Zygotorulaspora mrakii
Lineage: Eukaryota; Fungi; Ascomycota; Saccharomycetes; Saccharomycetales; Saccharomycetaceae
Exons: 1
Coding region: 1-927 (308 amino acids)
Cellular component (GO): cytosol
Molecular function (GO): aldose reductase (NADPH) activity
Source: RefSeq, a predicted model, not a curated record
AUGAAUAGCAAGAUGGUCAAAGACUUAAAAUUGAAUACAGGAGCGUCUAUUCCUGUGAUAGGACUAGGAACGUGGAAAUCCCCUGAGGAAGAGGCAUAUAAUGCAGUUACUUAUGCUCUGGAUGCUGGCUACAGACACAUAGAUGGCGCUGCAAUCUACCGCAAUGAGGCUGCUGUCGGAAGAGCACUGAGGGACUCCCGAAUCGCAAGAGAGGAGGUUUUUGUGACGACGAAAUUGUGGGGGACGCAGGCUAGAAAUCCACAGGAAGCUCUAGAACAGUCAUUGGCUAGACUCGGUCUAGAUUACGUAGAUCUAUACUUGAUGCAUUGGCCCGUUGCUUUGAAAAUGGACCUUGUCACAGAUGGCAAUGUAUUAACUAUUCCGACGAAAUUGAAUGGUGAACGUGAUAUUGACCCGGAUUGGGAUUUUGUUGAAACCUGGAAAUUGAUGCAAGAUUUAUUGAAAACUGGUAAGGUGAAAGCGAUAGGUGUGUCUAAUUUUUCCAUCAGUAACUUGGAAAAGCUGUUUUGUAGUGAUGGCGUUACAGUGGUUCCCGCAGCCAAUCAAAUUGAAAUUCACCCACAGUUACCCCAAACCGAGUUGGUUGACUACUGCGUAAAAAAAGGAAUCGUAGUUCAAGCUUACUCUCCAUUGGGUUCUUCGAGCUCUAUUAUGCUCGAUGAUCCUGAAGUUGAAAAAAUUGCCCAGAAAUAUGAUGCUGAGCCUGCUCAGAUUUUGAUCAAUUGGGGCGUUUCCCGUGGUUACUGCGUGUUACCGAAAUCCGUCUCCCAAAAGCGAAUUGUUUCGAACUUUAAAAUAUUUCAGCUGGCGGAAGAAGAUAUUGAAAAAUUGAAUGGGAUUCCUGCUAGACUAGGUUCUAGAAGAUAUGUUGUUCCGGAUUGGGGCUCAUUUCCUACAUUUGAAUGA